GCUCGUCAGGUUCACGGCCUCUCUUCGGGCUUGUUCCUGUGUUUUUGUUGCUUUUCUGGGCUGAACCAGUCGAUCUGGACCGUGUGGGAGAACCGGGCGGCUUUCAGCCUGUGUGCUGUUUGUGUCCAGGCUGUUAAUGUCCAGGCUCUUUAACACAUGCGCGCUUCAGCCGACAUCGAUGGAUGAGAGCUGCUGGGGAGUUUGAUCUUUAUUUAUUUAUUGUAACCGUCUUUCGGUGGCGAUAAACCGGGGAGCAGCAGCUAGCUAAACCGCCUCCGCCUCCUCUCGGUCAUGGCAGCAGGUCUGCCGCUCCUCGGGCUCCUGGUCCCGGCCUGUUUGCUCCUCUUUCCCCGCUGCCGAGCCUUCAAUCUGGACGUGGACAAACCGUCCGUGUUCUCCGGACCGCAGAGAAGCUACUUCGGCUUCUCGGUGGAUUUCUUCAAACUCGAGUCGGCGGUUCUGAUCGGCGCUCCUCGGGCCAACCUGUCGUCCUCUGACAGUGUUGUGGAGAGAGGAGCAGUGUACAGCUGCCCCUGGAGGAAUUCUGUGCCCUGCCAGCUGCUGCAGUUUGACAACACCGAGGACAGGAAGAGUGCAACAGGCGUUCCGAUGGAGUUCAAGUCCAAGCAGUGGUUUGGAGCCUCUGUGCGAUCUGACGGAGAGCACAUCCUGGCCUGUGCUCCUCUGUACCAGUGGUCCACCUAUGGUGUCUCUGAGCGAGAGCCGGUGGGAACGUGUUUCCUGAAGAAAGACAAUUCAGUGGUGGAGUACUCGCCCUGCAGAACACGUACUGGUUCCCCAGAAGGGCAGGGCUUCUGUCAGGCCGGCUUCAGUGCUGACUUCCUGAAGAAAGACAACAGAGUGGUGGUGGGAGGACCUGGCAGUUUCUACUGGCAGGGACAGCUGAUUUCUGACGACAUCACUAACAUUUUUACCAAAUUCAAUCAAGAUUACUACACCGACUACGGAGACACUUUGGCUACCAAGUCUGCCAAUGCCCAGUAUGAUGACAGUUACCUAGGAUACUCUCUGACUGUUGGAGACUUAAACAGUGAUGGAAAAGAAGAUUACAUCACCGGAGUACCGAGGGGGGACAAGGCACUCGGUUAUGUGAACAUCUUUCAUGGCAACACCAUGGAGUCGAUGAUGAACUUCACAGGAACCCAGAUGGCUGCAUACUUUGGUCAUUCUGUUGCAGCUUCUGAUGUCAAUAAUGAUGGUUUGGUAGAUCUGUUGGUUGGUGCUCCUCUCUUCAUGGAUCGAGGAUCAGAUGGUAAACUGAGGGAGGUGGGACAGGUGAGUGUGUAUCUGGGUCGUGGUGGAUUUUCCUUCCAUGACCCCCAGAUACUGAUGGGUUCAGAGGUCUACGCCAGAUACGGCUCUGCCAUCACCGCUCUGGGAGACGUCGACAUGGAUGGCUACAAUGAUGUGGCCAUCUCUGCUCCGUAUGGUGGCCCUCAGCACAACGGUUUGGUCUACAUUCAUAAUGGCAGCCCUAAGGGCCCUGACCCUUCACCUUCCCAGGUCCUGCAGGGGAAAUGGGCAUCCAGCUACAUGCCCGCCAGCUUUGGAUACUCUAUGACUGGAAAUAUUGACAUAGACCAGAAUGGAUACCCAGAUUUAAUAGUGGGAGUGUUUGGAGCAGACAAAGCAAUUUUAUACAGAGCCCGCCCAGUGAUCAGUGUGAACGCCACCUUAGACCUCACACCUCAGAUCAUCAACCCAGAGGACAAGCAGUGCACCCUGCCUGAUGGAAAAACGUCUGUGUCCUGUUUUCGGUUAAAGUACUGUCUGAAGGCGAGGGGACAAGGAGCUCCGGAAACUCUCCGUUUUCGUGUGGACCUCAUUGUGGACCGUCUGAAGCAAAAGGAGGCGACUAAACGUGUCCUUUUCCUGCACAGUAACAGUUUUCAUUACUCCAGGAACAUAUCCGUUUCAAACAACAAAUCUCCAUCCUGCGAGGAGCUCAAAGUCUACCUAAGAGAUGACCGUGAGUUUCGGGAUAAGAUCACACCGAUCUCCGUGACGAUGGAGUACAGUCUGGACUACCAGAAGGCUGCAGACCAAACCGGACUGCAGCCCAUCCUGGACUUGAUGGCGCCGCCCAACGUCACCAAGCAGGCUCACAUCCUGUUGGACUGUGGCGACGACAACAUCUGCACGCCUGACCUGAGGUUAACGGUGAAAAGCGACCGUGAGCAGAUCUACAUCGGCGAUGAUAACGCUCUGACUCUGGAGGUCAGCGCUGAUAAUCUCGGUGAGGGGGCGUACGAGGCCGAACUCCACGUCUACCCGCCUCAGCAGGCCGACUUCACCGGCGUGGUGCGCAGCCAGACGCUGAGCCGCCUGUCCUGUGCUUAUAAAAAAGAGAACCAGACCAAGAUGGUGGUGUGUGACCUGGGAAAUCCCAUGAAAGGAGGAACUAAGAUGCUGACUGAGCUGCAGUUCAGCGUUCACCAGCUGUCAGAGGACGACACUUCUGUCAGGUUUAACCUACAGAUUGUCAGCUCUAACCAGCACAACAACACGAGUCCUGUGGUCUCCAGCGUUACUAAGCUGGCUGUCCUUGCUAAAGUCUCCAUCAGAGGGUCGUCAUCUCCAAGUCAAGUCCUGCUUCCGAUCAACAACUGGAAACCCAAAGAAUUUCCAAAUCGCAAAGACGAUAUUGGACCACAAAUAGUUCAUGUCUACGAGCUCCUGAACAGUGGACCCAGUACCUUCAGUAAGGCCUUGCUGAACAUCGACUGGCCGUAUCAGUUCAACAACGUCACUCUGCUCGAGCCCAUGCGCUACGACACCGAGGGCCCCAUCAGCUGCACCACCGAAGUGGUGAUGAACCGUCUCAACCUCUCUGAUCCCAUAACCUUGGAGAAAAACGACAGCAUUGUGCCACCGCGAGAGCGAGAAACAGAGGGACGGAACAGACACAGCAUCCGCAAGCGAGAGCUGCAGACCAGAGAUUCCCAGGACCAGCUGCAAAUAGUGGACUGUACCACAAAGUGUCAGUUUCACUGUCAGGUGGGUCGUCUUGAGAGGAAGAAGAACGCCAUCCUCUUCAUCUACUCCAGACUGGCGGUCGACAAUUUCCUCAAGGCUGAGAUUCAGAAUCGUUCGUACUCCAUCAAAUCCACGGCAUCCUUCACCGUCAUCGAAAUACCAUACAAGAAUCUGGUGUCGGACUUUCCAGCAAACAGUACGACAGUGAGCGUGUCUGUGAUGUGGGUGGCGGACACUCAGCCGGUCCCGGGUUGGGUGGUGGCUCUGGCGGUCCUGGCAGGACUGCUGCUGCUGGCGCUGCUCAUCUUUGUCAUGUACAAGUUGGGCUUCUUUAAGCGAGUGCGCCCCCCGCAGGAGGACUGCACUGAGAAGGAGCAGCUGCAACCAGAGGAGAAUGGCAACACUGACACCUAGAGCUCACUUUUGGGAUUGCACCUACCUUUCUGUAAAAUAAAAAAAAAAUUUAAAAAUUCCCAAUGAUGACAAAUAAUGGAGGAAAAAACAUUCAUGGGCAGAUCAUGGUACUGAUUUAAAUGAUACAGUUUUUAAUUAGUCAUAUUGUGUUUGUGCCAAUCGAGUUUCUUUUUAAUACACUGGUGGCAGAUGAAAUUCUCAUGUCUUAGUCAAAUAUUUUCUUUAUUUUACUCCUUUUUAAAAUUAAAAUAGUGACCCAGAGGUCUGAAGGUUUCAGAUCUCAUAAAUCAGUGUGUCUUUAAAAAUCAGUGUUAUUGUUUCUUUUUUUUCCAGAUAUUUUUAUUUUACACAAUUUUGUCUGAAGCCAAACCCACGAACUGCUGAAAUAUUCCAUCAUUUACAAACGGUCUUCUUUAAUUCGUCUCCACCGGGUUUGUAGACGUUUUCUUCUUUGAGUCACUUCAAACAAAACAGAAAUUUUCCAUCUGUCGCCUCUGUGGAAGAUUUUGUGUUGAAUAUAGAACAUGCACAUGCAGCUCUUUGAAUUCUAUACCAGUACACGUCUGGUGUGUUUUCCUCUCCCGUGAGGACAAGUCUGUCCGUCCGUCCGUCCAUCUGUGAGGACAGUUCCACCUCAUGGUUUUUCUUUUUUUAAAUGAGCACAAUGUGGACAUAAGUGCAAUUUUACAUUUGGUCCGAGUCUAUAGAUCUACAGGUGCAAUAGAGAUGGUGCAAGUGCUGUGUUUUUCAAUUCUGCCACUAGGUGUCAUUGCCGAUCAUUCAUCACAUCUUUGUGUGUUUGAGAGACGGAUCAAAUCAGUGUUGUGGUUCUCAUUCAACAGCAUCACAAUUCAUUCUGAUGGGGUUCGAAUUUAUCACCAUAACAACCCAGUCAAAAACAGCCAAUCACGGCUGGGGGAGGGACAAGAAGUAGAAAUGACAGAGAGAAGUUGAAUGCAUGAGGAAUUUUACUUUCCAGUUUUGAAGUAAAUAGAGAGAAGUGUGUUAGAGGUUUUGUUUUUAAAAAGCUUGUCGCUCUGUGGCGUGGACACCGUCUCUUCGGUUGCAGCACUGCGUUGUAGUCGGUUCUGUUUUGAUUCGUUAGCAGUGAGGACAGUUAACACCUGAAGAAAGGCCAGGCCCCGUAAGUGCAUCGUACAUGAAGACGCGGCUCGGCUGCAUUCAGCUUUUUGUUUUGGAUAAAGGUGGUGGAGUACAUUAUGAUGUGGGAACGCUUGGUGUGUCAUAGUAACACUAUUGUUUCAAAUAUGACAUCUGACAAAUUGGGGGGGCAUUUUAUAUUCAUGUUGGCCUUUUAAUGUCAAUACAGCCAGAACAGUAGGUGUCACCAACCACCUGUGAGACGAGUGGAUUGAAGUGAUCUGCCCCUCUAAUGUUGUGCGAAAGCAGUUGGGUGGAGUCUUAAAUGUCACUGAUGAUUGUUGUAAUCUCUGUCCAAAUUGUAAGCUUUUGUUAGAUGUUUAUUGUUGUAGAUUGUUUAUUGUAAUAGAAACAAAACCAGUGGGGUGUGCUGGGAUGAAUCACUCUGCAGCACCAAGACAUAGCUUUUCUGCUGGGGGGCGAUGGGACCUGUGCAUUACAGAAGUUAUGCUCCAGACUUGGCGAUAAAUGCAGCAAAGUCAUCAAACAUCCCUCAAGUACCCAAGAAAUAUGGUGUGACAAAGCAUAAUUUUAAAAGAGGAGAUGGAGUUCAAAAACACCAUCUGAAAA
Thalassophryne amazonica is the source of this 5142-nucleotide messenger RNA. RefSeq names its product integrin, alpha V (gene itgav). Gene Ontology annotation, molecular function: integrin binding. The transcript is spliced from 33 exons. The coding region runs from base 292 to 3411 and encodes 1039 amino acids. Gene Ontology annotation, cellular component: external side of plasma membrane; integrin complex. NCBI's taxonomy places the organism in Eukaryota, Metazoa, Chordata, Actinopteri, Batrachoidiformes, Batrachoididae. Gene Ontology annotation, biological process: cell-matrix adhesion; integrin-mediated signaling pathway; cell-cell adhesion. The record is from RefSeq and is a predicted model, not a curated record.